AGUAGCACUUACCGUUGAAGAAAACUGCAGCUCCCAUGAUGCACUCCGGCUUAGCUUUAUCUGCUGUUCAUGGCGUCUAUCUCAGGGCUAAGGACAAGUUGCGUUCUGACGGCUGGAUAAACAUUAAGUUGAAAGGUUUCCCUGCUAGCUGUCACCGACUGGCACCAACAUGGAAGUGGAGAGUGUCAGCGCGGAGGAACAGAAACAUCUGACCCAGAAAAGGUUCGAAGCCGCGGUGAAAGUUAUCAAGAGUUUACCCCCGAACGGUCCCUUUCAGCCAUCAAACGACAUGAUGCUAAAGUUCUACAGUUACUACAAACAGGCCACUAUCGGGCCGUGUAAUAUUCCCCGACCCGGCUUCUGGGACGUGGUUGGCAAAGCAAAAUGGGAUGCGUGGAAUUCUCUUGGAGAAAUGUCUGAAGAAGAAGCAAUGGCGGCCUACGUCGACCAAAUGAAGCUGAUCCUGGAGGGAAUGCCAAUGACCGACGAGGUGGAGGAGCUGCUUCGCAUCCUCGGACCGUUCUAUGAACUGAUUGACGAGAAGAAAAAAAUCACACAGAUAUCGGACCUGAGCACUGGAUUUGGAACAAUGCUGAACUCGAUGGAAUCAAAAAGUGUCGCGAAAAGCAUCAUCAGAAACAUGGAGAUGAACGGCACUCUGGAGACCCGGCCUGCCAGGCUCGGACCAAAUGAAGAAGUGGAAGAGGAGGAGGAGGAUGAAGAUGAAGAGGAGGAGGAAGAGGAGGAGAAAGGAGACACAAUGGAGAUCAGAAAGGCAACUCAACCCAAGAAGAAGAGUUCCACCAGGAGACACAAAGCGUCGCUCCAGAACGGGAAGCUGUCCAACGGCGGAUCCCAGCUGGCCAAUGGCGGCCAUCAGAGCGCCGACGGCGAGCACAACUCCUUCGCCAGGGAGCCUCUGACCAACGGACACCAUGCAGACACCAGAACCAGCCAGGUGACCAGCGACUCUGACAGCGAAGUCUACUGUGACUCUGUGGACCAGUUCGGCCAGGAAGAGAACUCUGAGCAGAACCGCUCUCUGGACGACCUGGAGGAAGAGGACAGCCACUUCCUGGAGGGAGAUCAGGAUCCGCCGCAGGCCGCGAUGCGCAGAGGGGAAGAGAAGGAGACGGGAGGGACGGCGUCUCUGAGGCUGGACAGAUGGGGACGGGGAGAGGACGGACCAGCUGGACAUUCAGGCUACAGGUCCCUCGGUCGGGGAUCCCAGCUGCACUACAGUGGGGACGGACCGGAACCGGCCGGACCGGUACCGCCCAGAGCCAGCCUGGAUGAGCAGAUCGUGGCGGCGUUGGCCCGGGUUCAGGAAGACAUCCAGAGCGUUCUGGAGAGGAUGAGAACCGUGGAGGCUCUAACCACCAACCUGGCUAGAUCAGUGAGUCUGCCUUCCUACGGAUCGCCUCCGGGCAACAAGAGGAAUCGGAAUCCAUCAUGGUGGCCUUUCGACAUUUCACCAACCAGUCUGGCCUUCGCCGUUAUCUGGCCGUUUGUGGUUCAGUGGCUCAUCCGUCUGUACUUCCAGAAAAGAAGAAGACGAAUCAACUGAUGCAGUUUCUGGCAAGACUGUAACGAAUCCCUACACUGUUGGGCUGCAGCUUCUUUCGUCCUAAUUAAAGUAAUUUGCUUUUGCACUUCGAAGAAGGAACCUUGGAGCAAAGAAAGAGAAGAGUCUGGAGUUUGGGCGAAACACGAAAGCUUCUGACUUAUGAGAACGUUUGUGAACUAUUGUAGCUUCUCGAUUAUUUCCCUAACUUUGGCUCCGUUGCACAAAUUUUCCACAAUUUUCUUAGCUGCCCAGGAGAUGCUGCUAUAUUAAGAUGUGAUUAAAACUGUAGAAAACAUUUAAUGAAUGUAAAACUGUUGAGUUGUGAGUCCUUACUGGUAAUAUUUAUUGCUUUUAAUGAGUAAAAAUCCAAUAAUUUUGUUGUAGAUUGCUUCAUAUCAGGAUGUGCUUUAUGUCUGGUUGGUCCAAGUUUUCACUUUCAUUCUCUAGGAAAAAGUGCCUCGUCAUCAAAAUGUAGAGGGCAUUACGUUCAGCUCUUCCAAGUUUGGACCAAAUUACAGCUAAACAUGAGAAUAUUUCACUGAAAUUGCUAAUUAUUUAACAAAACAAUCCAACAAAAAACAUUGUUUUUGUUUUAUGUCUUGCGUAAUUUUGAUCUCCUGUCUGCAAAGCAAAGACUUCUGUACAAAUUAUAUACAGUAGCUGUACAGUUCAGACCUAAAUGCAAUAUUUUAAUUGCAUCUGUGUAUUAAUUGUAGAUUAAUCUUUAAUAUUUACAAAGGUUGACAUGCUAAUUAAAGCUGAUCUUUUCAGAGAAAACCAGUUUUAAUAAUAAUAAAAAAAUGGUUUACCUUUCUAUUAAAAUGUGCUACAGGCUUUUUCACCCUUUCUGCCUGUGCAGAGUGGUGUGUGCAUGUGAUAAACACAGCUUGAAUUAAAGUUUUGACCAAA
Molecule: messenger RNA, 2476 nt
Organism: Gambusia affinis (western mosquitofish)
Lineage: Eukaryota; Metazoa; Chordata; Actinopteri; Cyprinodontiformes; Poeciliidae
Gene: acbd5a
Product: acyl-CoA binding domain containing 5a
Exons: 13
Coding region: 170-1567 (465 amino acids)
Biological process (GO): fatty acid metabolic process; autophagy of peroxisome
Cellular component (GO): peroxisome
Molecular function (GO): fatty-acyl-CoA binding
Source: RefSeq, a predicted model, not a curated record